UUUGACCACACGGCUGCUCACUGCACUGACGUCUCUACACCGGGCGGGAUAUCCGCAGCACUAGUAACACAGCUAAUAACAUGGCGAAGACUUACGACUACUUGUUUAAACUACUUUUAAUCGGCGACUCCGGCGUCGGGAAGACCUGCGUGCUGUUCAGGUUCUCAGAGGAUGCCUUCAACUCCACGUUUAUCUCGACUAUAGGUAUUGACUUCAAGAUCAGAACAAUAGAAUUAGAUGGGAAGAAGAUCAAGUUACAGAUAUGGGAUACAGCAGGACAGGAGAGGUUCAGGACCAUCACAACAGCCUACUACAGAGGAGCCAUGGGCAUCAUGCUUGUGUUUGACAUAACCAACGAGAAGUCCUUUGACAACAUCAAGAACUGGAUACGGAAUAUAGAAGAGCAUGCCUCAGGAGAUGUGGAGAGGAUGGUGCUUGGGAACAAAUGUGAUUGUAAUGACAAGCGACAGGUGUCCAAAGAUAGAGGAGAGAAGCUGGCGCUGGAGUACGGCAUUAAGUUCAUGGAGACCAGUGCAAAGGCGAACAUCAAUGUCGAGAAUGCAUUCUUAACCCUCGCCAGAGACAUCAAAGCAAAAAUUGACAAGAAGCUGGAGGGCAACAACCCGCAGGGCAGCAGUCAAGGAGUAAAGAUCACAGAACAACCCAAGAAGAACAGUUUCUUCCGCUGCACGCUGCUGUGAGGUGAUGGGAGAGUUGGCAUCCACCAUCGCCUUAACUGUGUCCCGCACUGGACAGAACUGGACAGAGCACACUCUGAAAUCCAUCUCUUUUAUCCUCCUCCACUUGUCUUCCUCCUCCUGUCUGGUUUGUCCCAUGCUUAUCUUCUAGGAACAACAAACGUUCAUCGCUUCCUAAUUCUACCAGUUGUCUGUGGCCGCUGUUACAUGCAAAUCUCUUAUUGUUUUUUACAGUUGCUCCUUACACCUAAGAUUUCCACUUAAUUCCUUAAAUUGUAUUGACUUUUAAAGAUGGCCUUCUCAGCAUGAGACAUUGAAAGUGAUCAAACUACUUUUUGUAGGUGACUGUUCCCUGUCUGCAGGUUAUUAUCUUACAAUAAUUCCUGAUGCCAAGGUUUUUUUUUCCACCUGUUGUCACUCGGGGUGUAGUCUUAAUUAGUUAUUCUUGAUCUGUAAAAGUAUCCCAAAUUAUAUUUCCAGACCUUACCCACUAGUUUAAUGGGCUUCCUAAUUUUAUAAAUGUAGACUAUUCAAUAAUGCGACACACUGUAUCUCUGCAAGGUGAUCAGGGUAGAUUCCCAGUUGAGUGCUACCAUAUUACAGACUGGUUGGUCCAGAGCUCUAUAUAUCUGCAUUAGGUAAAAGCUAAAUGUAAAUUUGUUGAAUUAAUUAUUAUGGACCAUAUGAAACAGCAGUGCCAGUGCAUUUUACUCAUAUCAACAUUGGAGUUUACACCUUUUCUACUCAUGUCUUUCUAUGGAUUUUUUUUUAGGCUGAAACAUUCCAUUCAUUGCUCUUGUGAACACUUUAAUGUGCAAUGUAGUGUAUUUAGAGUCCAGAGUUUGUCUGUCUUAAGUAUUCAUGCAGCUGCAGUAACAGCUGGGUUCUUGAGAGCACACAGUUUUCGAAGUUGAUUUCCUCAUGAUGGGUUUUGGCUGUGUUUCUCAGAAAAUGUGUUUUAGGAGGAAGACAGCUCUUUGUUGCACUUCCCUUUUCGGACUAGCAAUACCCGACUCUAACACCAGGAGGCGACGCAGCUAACCAGCAGAGGCACAGAAGGAAUCUCAGUGAUUAAUAAGAAUCAUUGUUUUAUGCUUUGAUCUUUUUUCCAGUUGUCAGUUCCAAUGGGGGAACAUGUUACACAACUGUUUAUUUCUGGGCCUUGGAUCAGGGCGAUGCUGUAGCAGUAUUUAUGGAGUGAAACAACAAAAAGCACCAAAUGACAAAGUGGCCUUUUAUGUUCUUAUUGAUUAUGCACUUUUCCUUUUGUUCUCUCUGUUAAAAAAAAAAAAAAUUCUUAAUGUGUUGACUGUUUGUUGCAAGCCUUAACAGAAAGCAAAUAAUAGUCAUGCACAACUUUCCCCCUGUUUUAUAAAUCUGGGAUUCCUGAAAACAUCCGAGCACUGACGAGGCCUAUGAUAUAAAGAAGCAUUUCCCAAUUACAACAUUCACUGAUAUUUUUCUAGCAUUUUAGACAUUUGCAUCCAUGUUGAUGCUUUCUGGAACCCCAGAUACCCCUUACCCUGCAUUCUUUUCCUCUUACGUUCCCCCCCCUUUUGGCCCAGCAUAAGAGCCGUCUGAACUAUGCAUUCUGGGUCCUUUAGAAAACCUCAAAAAGCUUUGCACAUUUGACUCGAUAAGCUUUGUAUGAGAUUAUAAAUGUGCAUAGGAUCCUUACUAUUUUAUUUUCUGCUGUCACUCCAAAUGCUAUUGUGUGUGUGCGCAAGGGUUGAGGCGCAAGAAUUGAACUGACGCCUGGUUAAAAGCGCCUCAGGGCAAAUCAUUAUUAGUUCUGCUGAAUUGAGUCAUAAAUAUUAACCUGUGGAUCUAAAUCAUCAUCUUUGAUGGACUCGAUGGUUUCAGCACUAUGUUUGUUAAACUGACUCUCGCACAUAAAAGAUGCAGUUUUUAGAUUGAAGUGGUUUAAAUUUGGUCUGUAAAAUGAGCACAGUUCUGCUUUUGAUUGGAUUGGUUGUAAUUCUCUCCCCAUUGUAAAUCUGUCAGUUCUCAGUCAACAUGUCUUCAGCAGCACACAACUGAUUUUGAAGUGCAUCACUGAUCUUUGAUGGAUUUCAUGGGUGGGAGAUGAAAAUUCAGCAAUUGUAAAUAAGAUCUACAAUGAUUGUACUGUAGUUUCAUAAAUCACAUCUACACCUUUUGUAGAUAAGUGUUCUUUGAUUUAUUAAAAUGAGAUUGUUAAAAA
Messenger RNA from Pleuronectes platessa (European plaice), 2901 nucleotides. Its product is annotated as ras-related protein Rab-8A. Gene Ontology annotation, molecular function: GTPase activity; GTP binding. Gene Ontology annotation, biological process: regulation of exocytosis; Golgi vesicle fusion to target membrane; neurotransmitter receptor transport to postsynaptic membrane. NCBI's taxonomy places the organism in Eukaryota, Metazoa, Chordata, Actinopteri, Pleuronectiformes, Pleuronectidae. Gene Ontology annotation, cellular component: endosome; plasma membrane; dendritic spine. The coding region runs from base 81 to 701 and encodes 206 amino acids. The transcript has 8 exons. The record is from RefSeq and is a predicted model, not a curated record.